Mesorhabditis spiculigera is the source of this 477-nucleotide messenger RNA. NCBI's taxonomy places the organism in Eukaryota, Metazoa, Nematoda, Chromadorea, Rhabditida, Rhabditidae. The record is from the annotation of a GenBank genome assembly.
AUGAAAGCAUCCGGGAUCAUCUGGAGUGCACUCUUAUUUCUGGCUCUAUGUGCCUUUUCCGAGGCCCAGCCGCCGCAGAAUUCGUAUUACUGGAACGUUCGCACGAUGGAGUGCAAUUUCUACGAAGCUUCCGGCUUCACUAGAUGCUCCCUUCGUCUCCCCCAACUGAAUUCCGAAGAGAACCCGCAGUGCCACGAAGAGACUGAUUCCAAAAACAUGACACGGACGUACUGCCGAAUCGGGUGCGAGGAAGGAGAUGAGGCGACGGUGCUCGCGAAAAAACCCAGCUGGAACCACAAAUGCAACCUGCACUACACGUACAAUUUGGAGCGGAGAUGGGAGGACUGGUUCCUGUGGCGUUCCGAGUCGUGCACCGAGACUUCCGUCUCUUUCACAAUUCGCUGCGGAUUCCCCCGGAAUCCGGCCGUUUUCUACCGAGAACACGCGAAUUUAUUCGAGUACGAGGAUGCCACCUCU